Molecule: messenger RNA, 1602 nt
Organism: Drosophila eugracilis
Lineage: Eukaryota; Metazoa; Arthropoda; Insecta; Diptera; Drosophilidae
Biological process (GO): proteolysis; store-operated calcium entry
Cellular component (GO): membrane
Molecular function (GO): aspartic-type endopeptidase activity; store-operated calcium channel activity
Source: RefSeq, a predicted model, not a curated record
AUGUCUGCGGCUGAGGUUAAUAUAUUUCCUUCGAUUGAUGCAGAUGUUGCUAUGAAUACUGCUGCUGUCAGCCAUCAUACUGUGGAGAGGGCCAACAAUCAAGCCCUACUGCCAACUAUUCUAGCCAAUGUAAUUGACAAAUGUGGCAACAAGACCUCAUGUAGGAUACUGCUCGAUACUGGAUCAACAAUAACCAUGGUAGCUGAGUCGUUUAUCCAACGGAUUGGAAUUCCACGCACGCAUGCUCGCAUCUCAGUUGUUGGAUUAGGUGUUAACCCGGCUGGAGUUAGCCGAGGUCGCGCUAGCUUCACUUUGCUAUCAAGGACUACGACUGCCUCAUUGGAGGUCUCUGGCCUAAUUAUGAGUUCUCUGACUUCUUUGAUUCCCGCUCAGCAGGUCAAAUCCAUCGCUUCUGUCUGGACCAAAAUUCGCAACUUACCGUUAGCUGACCCGAUGUUUGGAUCACCUGGAAAAAUCGACGUUAUUUUAGGCGCUGUUCAACUGUGGAACAUCUAUACUGGACAUCGCCGCAGCUAUAAUGAUUGUGGCGAACCAUUUACGAAAGCACAAGUACACCACGCUUACGAAGAUUUGGAUUCCCUAGCUCGCUCUUUCAUGGACAUGGAACAGGUGCAUCCGCAGCCGAACCGCACGGGGAUUCGGCAGCAACCUUCGGCCUUGGCGAGCGCUCUGCAUGCCACUGCCAGAUUGGCGGCCAGUGUGGAUGCCUAUACGGCGGCGCCUACAGCCACAGCGGCAACCGGCGACUACGGCGAUCAUAUGGGCCAAAAUCCGAACCUCAGUCAAAUCCACCAUCAGUCCCACCAGACCACCCAGCUGCCCGCUCACCAACUGGACAAUCUUAGGUCGUCGCGGUACCUCUAUCACAGCCAGUUCAAUUCAAAUUCGCCGCAAACGAGACGUUUCACUGCGCAGCGAGAAGCAGCUUCAGCGGCAGCAGCUUCAGCAGUAGCACCAAUAGCGCCACUAGGAUCACUCGCACCACUAUCCUAUAAAGCAUCGCCCUCAUUAGCGGCCCAGCCGCCGCCCUUUCAGUUGCCUACCUACCAACAGAAUCAAUCCUACCGCUUUCAGUCGCGCGGACAUCACCGCACCGCCAGCAGCAGCAUGUCGCAGUCCGGCGAGGAUCUCCACUCGCCCACGUAUCUAUCCUGGAGGAAACUUCAGCUGAGUCGGGCCAAGCUCAAGGCUUCCAGUAAAAUAUCAGCCCUGCUCUCAGGAUUUGCCAUGGUGGCAAUGGUGGAAGUGCAACUAGAUCCCGACACAAGUGUACCACCGGGAUUGGUGAUAGGCUUCGCCAUCUGCACCACCCUCCUGGUGGCGGUGCACAUGCUGGCCCUGAUGAUCAGCACCUGCAUCCUGCCAAACAUCGAGACGGUGUGUAAUCUGCACAGUAUUUCCCUGGUCCAUGAAUCUCCGCACGAGCGUCUGCAUUGGUAUAUUGAAACAGCGUGGGCCGUCUCCACGCUACUGGGACUUAUACUCUUCCUGCUAGAGAUAGCCAUCUUGUGUUGGGACGAGUCGUUCAACUUCAUCCUGGGCAGGAUCAGAGGCCCCAUUACGAAUUUUCUCUUCCUUUGA